UACCAAAUGAGGACUACUAAUAGGGACGAUCCCAACUUUGGAAAGCCAAAGAUUAAGUUCAGAAUAGCAGUUGUAGGCGCUCCACAAGUUGGAAAGACAACUAUUAUCAAACAAUUCAUGCAGGGAAGCUUGACUUCUGAUGAAACUCCUGAGAUCAAUUUUGAUAAGCUUAUUGAAGAGUCGGAUGGGACUUAUGAGAUUGAAUUAGAGUAUAACAGGCUCCAAUACAUUAUCUAUCUUGAGGAAAAACCUAUUGUUAAUCAUGAAGGCAAGUGUAUUAUGGAAGGAGAGGACCAGUACCUUAAUGAGUAUGAUGGGGUUCUGUAUACCUUUGCACUUGAUAACCCUGAGUCUUACCUCAUGCUUCAAGAUUUUUAUAAUGGCCAAGUCGCAGCUGGAUCUCUUUUCAGACCCAGAGUUGCAGUUGCUAAUAAGAUAGACUUAAUUGAUCCGGAUGAUUAUGAGGAUAUGGUAGACCUUACAAAAUCUGUUGCUGUUGAUAACGAAGGAAAAUUCAACUUCAACGGUACUAAAAAGUGGGUGGCAGAAACAAUGAAUUGUGAAUACGCAGAAAUCUCUGGAAACGAUCACUCAAAUGUUGAUGAAGUUUUUAUGAUGCUUAUCCACAUGAUGGAUGAAAAGGAAGAACAUAAAGCUGCUACUUCUUCUUGCCUUCACAAACUUACAAAUAUUAGGUUCCUCUCUGGAUUAUUUCUUAAUUUCUUAUCUCUAAUGGGAAUUAUUAUGCUUGGAGCUGGAAUGUAUUCUGGAACAAAGCCUCAAAGACCCCAUGAUGAUAACUGGUUAUAUGUAAUCAUGUUCUUCAUUGGAAUUUUUACCUUUAUCCCUGGAGUUGUAGGAUUCUAUGGUGUUAAGUAUUCAAGCAAAGAAUAUCUCGGAGCUGUAAUCACGAUGCUUAUCCCAAUUACUAUCCUUUCAAUGGCUUAUACAACUUUCUUCUUUAUUAAAAUAAGUGAGCUUGAGAUUGUUCAAAACAAUAUUCUCACAGAAGGAUCGGCUAGAGUUAUUUCAAUCCUGAAUGUAGUCGACGUUUUACUCAAAUGAAUUUCAGUUUAUUUCACUCAUCAUGUCUACUCUAACUUAAAAACUGAAAACAGAGGAGUUGCAGACGACCAUCUUGCAGAACAUCAGCAAUAUAAACCUAUUACUGAUAUUGAGCAUCCCUUAAUUGUGACCAAGAGUAAAUGGAGAGCUUCGAACACAGGUACGCAACUGACAAAGUCUGCAAAAUCUGUAAAGUCCCAUCAAAACAGAAUAGGUGAUUAAAUCUUCAAAAUUACAAUCCAAA
Messenger RNA from Moneuplotes crassus, 1309 nucleotides. The record is from the annotation of a GenBank genome assembly. NCBI's taxonomy places the organism in Eukaryota, Ciliophora, Spirotrichea, Euplotida, Euplotidae.